Messenger RNA from Lottia gigantea (owl limpet), 1290 nucleotides. RefSeq lists its product as hypothetical. Lineage: Eukaryota; Metazoa; Mollusca; Gastropoda; Lottiidae. The record is from RefSeq and is a predicted model, not a curated record. The transcript has 6 exons. The coding region runs from base 1 to 768 and encodes 255 amino acids. Gene Ontology annotation, molecular function: ubiquitin binding. Gene Ontology annotation, cellular component: nucleus; endoplasmic reticulum.
AUGGAAACUAUAGAUAUAUUUCGUAUGCUGGGACAAUCUGUUCUUCUCUUAGCCUUUGUAUCAUUUUUAAUUCAGUGGUUUGUUCCACAAUUCAGAAAAUGUUGGUGUAAAUACAUAACUUCUUCACAGACAACUUUAGAAAAUGAUAAUAUAGAAAGUAUCAAUCAGAAUAAACUGGAGUCUGCAAACAUAAGAACCAAACAACAAGAUGUUCAUCGUGAAAAGGCAGCGAGUUAUUCUGAACGGAUAUUAAAACCAAGAGAAGAAGAGAAAAUCAAACAACAAGAAAAACAAUUGAACAGGUUCAGUGGUCCAGCAUGGAAAGGUGAAGGUCAGAUAUUAGGGGGAAAUGAUGAAGGUCUCAAUGUUUUAGAAAGAGAUGAUGUUUCACCAUCUGAACAGGCUGCUCGAAGACGUCAUCUUCCAGAACAGAAGGUAAAAUCCAAUUCCAAUUGUCAACCACAGAAAUCAGCAGAACCUAAGCAAAAAAAGAUAAUAAUAUUACCACCAGAACCAGAUACUGAUGAUAAAAAUACUGUCCUAGUUAAAUUACGCACACCUAUCAGAUCUAUCUGUCAAAGAAAUUUUUUAAUUUCAAAUAAUAUACAGGAAUUGUUAGAUUAUAUGACAACAGUUGGAUACAGUCAAACAUUUUAUACACUAUCUACCACCUAUCCUCGUACAGUACUCACAGAUCGGGUGAACACGACACUUGAGGAUUUACAGUUUAUCAAACAAGUCACCCUAAACAUUGAAGAAAGGGACUAGAGAACAGGGCUGUUGAUUUGAUUGUUUUGUUGUAUUAGAGAAUGGAAAUGGUGGUUGUGGAUGUGAAUUGAAUUUGUUGGUGUUAACAUAAGCACUAUGAGAACACUAUGAUAUGGUGGAGAGUUUUAUGAUUAUGAUACUCUUGAUAUCUCUGUAUUUUUAAUUACACUACAAAAUAAAUUUGGUAUUGAAACCCUCCAAGAGAGUUUAAAUUCAUGAAAAGUAUUUGAAUUGGAAACCUAAGUUUACUUUUGAAUUCUACAUUCAGAUUCCAUGUCGACACGUUUGUUAAACUUCAUACUGUAACUAGAAUAAUUCAUUAUGUUGCUGAAUUUCUGGCCUAUGUUCUGUCAUAAAUAAGAUGAGUAACCACAUUAUGGCCUAAAACUAAGCCUUAUUAAAUUUGAUUCUACUUGAUGACAUUUACUUACAAUUAAUAUUCUAUUUUGUAUAUAUCACAUACAUUAAUUUAAUUCUAAACUGUAAAUUACUCUAGGCAAUUCUUUAAGGGGUAUUCUGCUU